AUGAAGUUGCAACUGAGAUCUUUUGAAACCAAAGAAACCCUUAAACUUGAAGUCCCUAAUCCCUGCACUCUCCACCAUCUUACACAACUCCUCUCUCAAAAACUCCCUUCUUCUUCUUCUUCACGUUCUUCUGCUAUAUAUUUCUCUCUCAACCAAAAAGACAACCUUACAAUUUCUUCCUCUGAAGAAUCUAUUCAGUCAACCGGAAUCACAUCUGGUGAUCUCAUCUACUUCACCACAAACCCUAACGGAUUUUCCAUUUCCCUUCUUGUCUCUCCACCACCACCACCACCCAAAUCAGAACAAUCUCAACAUUCCCAAACUCCAAAUCCCAAUUCCAGUCUGGAACUCCCGCCUUGCUUCAUUCGACUUCCAAGCGAACUGAAACUGAAGAUUCUGGAUUCCAUUUCCGGUGUUGAUGUUGCAAAUAUGAGCUGUGUAUGUUCGGAAUUGCGAUACCUGGCAUCGAGCGAUGAGCUCUGGAAACAAAAGUAUGUUGCUGAAUUUGGGGAUUGUAAUGGGUUUGGGAGUUUUAAAGAGAGAUUUGCAAAGGUUUGGGAAAGUCAGAAAAGGAGGAAGAGGGUUAGUGGGAGUAGGUUAAGUUAUGGUCGAUUUGGUCCAAUAUUUGUUCCGAGUAUGCAUACUUUUGUGAAUCACAAUAGACUGAUGUUUUCAAAAUUAUCAGGAAAAUGA
This is a messenger RNA of Lactuca saligna, 693 nucleotides long. The record is from the annotation of a GenBank genome assembly. Lineage: Eukaryota; Viridiplantae; Streptophyta; Magnoliopsida; Asterales; Asteraceae.